Molecule: messenger RNA, 1292 nt
Organism: Lycium ferocissimum
Lineage: Eukaryota; Viridiplantae; Streptophyta; Magnoliopsida; Solanales; Solanaceae
Exons: 3
Coding region: 145-1086 (313 amino acids)
Molecular function (GO): folic acid binding; transferase activity
Source: RefSeq, a predicted model, not a curated record
UUGCUGAGUCAAUCAAACCCAACAUCACUCCAAGAUAUAGCCUCCUAUAGUACUAUAAUAACACCUUCUUCCUCCUCUCAAUUCAUCAUUCUUAAAAAGACACAAAAAUAGAAGAGAAGCAAAGCUCAAAAAACACCAAGAAAAAUGGAUUCCAACAAGGACAAGAAGAAAAGCGUAACGCAAUCAAUGCUGCUCUGCUGCAAGCUGUACAUAUCGGAAUCACGCAACAGAGAAGCUCUGGAACCCAUCGAGCGUGCUGCCAAACUUGAUCCAGAAACAGUCAUUAUUAACAAAUUUCAGGAUCGCGAUUACAAUCGUGUGAACUACACGCUUGUAUCAUAUGUUAUGCAUGACGCUACAGGCUGCCCCAUUUACAGCCCCUUGCAUCAAACUGUGGUUGCCAUGGUUGCUGCUGCUUAUGAGGCCAUAAACCUCGAGCAGCACUCCGGUGCUCAUCCUCGCCUUGGUGUCGUGGAUGACAUUCUCAUUCAUCCACUUGCCCGAGCUUCCCUUGAUGAAGCUGCGUGGCUUGCUAAAAAGGUUGCAGCUGAUAUUGGAAACCGGUUUCAAGUACCUGUUUAUCUAUAUGCUGCUGCUCACCCGAUGGAGAAAGCACUGGACACCAUAAGGAGGGAGCUAGGCUAUUACCGGCCUAACUUCAGGGGCAUCCAGUGGGCAGGGUGGGCUCAACCGGAGCAGGUCCCAGUCAAACCUGAUGAAGGUCCAGACGUGGUGUCUCGAGCUAGAGGUGUCGUGAUGAUUGGAGCUCAUCAAUGGGUAGCCAUGUACAACAUCCCAAUUAUGUCCACGGAUCUCUCAGCUGCUAGACGGAUUGCUCAGAGAGUGAGUGCUCGUGGUGGAGGUUUGCCCACCGUGCAAACUCUAGGUUUGUUUCAUGGUGAGGACUCAACCGAGAUAGCUUGCAUUCUGCUGGAACCGAACCAAAUUGGAGCUGAUCGCGUCCAGAACCAUGUUGAGACACUGGCAUCUCGAGAAGGAAUGGAUGUAGAGAAAGGGUAUUUUACUGAUUUGUCUCCUGAGAUGAUCAUUGAAAGAUAUAUGAAACUAAUUUCCAAUUCGGACUGAUUCAUCUGUAUUAAGCUGAUCAUAAACAUACUCACUCUUGCUUUAAGCUUCUGUCAAUAAGGGAAAUCAGAAACCCAUUUUUCCUUUCAUUCUAGAUGCUAUCUGAAUGGAUCUGAAAGUGAACUUUGGCAUAUCAUAUUUUGUGAGUGUAAUAAAACACUCAAAACAGAAUAGUCACUUUCUAAUGGUUAAUUUCAUAUUUCUAA